AGGGGCUCCUGUAAUGAGCAGAGGCUCUAUUCACAUCGCCGUCCCGUUACCUCAUUGACAUUCAGUCCCAGUGAGAGACACAGACAGAGAGUAAAGACAUUGUCCGGGACGGAGGCAGCGACUCAGCGACAGAAAACGCACUUUCUGAGCGGAAUAAAGAGCAAAGUCUGCUGCGAGCAUGAGCGAGCGUGUCCUGACCCGGAUCCGGUGAGGAGCUCGGGAGAGACGGCCGAGGGGUGAGGGGUGCACGGGACAGGGCUUUACUGGGGCGGACAAACCGACUACCCCCACACCACUGAAGGAGGAGAAGGAGAAGAAGGGAAAGUAAGUCAGGGGGGGACUGAGAAGAAAAAACAGCAGACAAAGCGCCGAGGAGACCAUGAACGCUGGAGAGCCGUGUAUGCUGUGACUUCCCGACGUCUAGAAGUGAACCGAUCCGGAGAGAGAAGCACAAUGUCCCGAUCAGACGAGGUCAACAAAAUGACAGAAAAUGUCUACAAGGGCAUUCUGGACCAGUUCAACCCCAGUCUGAAGAAUUUUGUCAGCAUGGGCAAACACUAUGAAAAGGCCCUGACAGGCGUCACAGUAGCAGCGAAGGGUUAUUUUGAUGCUCUGGUUAAACUCGGAGAGCUGGCCAGCGACAGCCAGGGCUCGAAAGAACUGGGUGACACGCUGUUCCAGAUGGCAGAGGUUCACCGGCAGAUCCAGGUCCAGCUCGAGGACGUGCUGAAGCUGUUUCACUCAGAGCUGCUGUCUCAACUCGAGCAGAAACUGGAGCUAGACAUCAAAUAUCUGACCGCGACGCUGAAGAAGUACCAGAGUGAGAGGAAGUCAAAGGUGGAGUCCAUUGAGCGCUGUCAGUCACAGCUGAAGAAGCUGCGGAGGAAGAGCCAAGCUAGUCGCCAUCCUAACAAGUACGGAGACAGAGAGAUGCAGUACGUGGAGCUGAUGAGUCGCCGGCAGGGCGAGCUGGACUCUCUGGUAGCUGUUGGUUAUCGCUCCGCUCUGACGGAAGAAAGGAGGCGCUAUUGCUUUCUGGUGGAUCGUCAGUGUUCAGUCACCAAGAUCCUCAUGAACUACCACUGCAAGGUGAGAGAGCUGCUGUCUCAGAAGCUGUCGUCGUGGCAGCAGUCGUGCGCUCAGCCGACCAAACUCCCGGAGCGAGCUCUGAGCCUGCUGCGUCACACCGCCCCCCAGAGCUCUGGAGGAGCCGGGCUCGCCGAGGUCCUCCGCAACGCCAAGCUGGGCAUCACCCAGCCCGCAGAACAGAGGCUGUCUGUACAGGAAGUCCCGCCUCUGUUGAACGGAGACAGCAGCAGUCGUCCUCAGCAGCAGCAGAACCCCUCCAGUAAUGGACACGCCCUCUCCACUUCUUCAGCCAACCCCGCCCACUUCCAGCCAGCAGUGGGUGUGUCUGGGCGGCUGUCUCCUCCCACUGUUAACCACACCCCCAGCUCCGCCCACAGUGCCCCUCUGUCCCGUGCACUGCCCUGCUGUCCUGCUGUUCCUGACCUCUACUCCACCUCCACACUGCCUCUGCCCCGGAGACAGUCCAACGACGCUCGCCAGGGGCCUCUCUCAGGUUCGACUCUCCCGCGGGUUCUUCCUCUCUGCGCUCCGUCUCGUGUGGAGGCUCUGUUCCCUCACUCCCCAGACUCCUGUGAGGGAGAGAAGCCUGGAGAGCGAGGAGGAAGCUCCUGUCUGCUGUCCUUCCUGCCCGGAGACACUCUGUCCCUGCUGAUCAGUGAACCCCGAGACGGCUGGCACUACGGGCAGAACGAGCGGACCGGACGAAAAGGCUGGUUUCCCUUCUCCUACACACAGCCUUUCCCAAACACUUCCGGACAAGAUCUCAGUCCUCCAGUCCUGUCGAAGGUGAACAGCACCAGUAUGGGUCAGUUAGACCGGCUUCCCCCGGCGGGUCCGAUGCCGCAGGUCAGCCCUGACUCCGAGGACGAGCGGAGCGUCUUAUCCCAGCGCAUCAGCACCUUCAGACCGCGGCCCUACAGCAUGAUGGGCCCCGAGACCGGCAGGAUGAGGAUGCUGACUGAUUUCAGCUCGACGCCUCCGUCACCCACCAGGAUCAACCCGUUCGCUCACGUUCGACUCAAGAAGACGGUGACCAACGACCGCUCCGCUCCUCUGAUACAGUAGAGCCUCUGAUCUCUGAAUAACACAACCUUUCAGACAGGUUUUACGCUUGUGUUUAGAGCAUUUAGCAGAUCAAAUGUAUAUUCUAUACAUAUAUAUAUAUAUACAUAUUACAUCAUUAUCAGAAAAAUGUAAUAUUUCCAGGUCUUGAAUGAGAGCACAUGGGAUAGAACAUCAAAAAAACUGACCUUUAACAUUUAAUUCCGUAUUAUGGACACGUUUCUUUUAUUUUAAUUGCUUUACUGCAUGAUGUCUGCAAUUAAACAGUAAAUUACAAAAUAAAAAUUAAACGUAGAUAUGUGAAUUAAAUAUAGAUUUACAGUUUAGUUGCAUGAUAUAUUUUAGAUUUACUUGUCGUCAGGGUGGCAAGUGUGUGUACAUAUAUGUGUGUG
Molecule: messenger RNA, 2543 nt
Organism: Puntigrus tetrazona (Sumatra barb)
Lineage: Eukaryota; Metazoa; Chordata; Actinopteri; Cypriniformes; Cyprinidae
Exons: 15
Coding region: 454-2154 (566 amino acids)
Biological process (GO): positive regulation of actin filament polymerization; plasma membrane organization; actin crosslink formation
Cellular component (GO): nucleoplasm; cytosol
Molecular function (GO): protein binding; cytoskeletal adaptor activity
Source: RefSeq, a predicted model, not a curated record